This is a messenger RNA of Hyla sarda, 3685 nucleotides long. RefSeq names its product general transcription factor IIIC subunit 2 (gene GTF3C2). NCBI's taxonomy places the organism in Eukaryota, Metazoa, Chordata, Amphibia, Anura, Hylidae. Gene Ontology annotation, biological process: transcription by RNA polymerase III. Gene Ontology annotation, molecular function: protein binding. Gene Ontology annotation, cellular component: transcription factor TFIIIC complex. The record is from RefSeq and is a predicted model, not a curated record.
UUUUAUUUUUUUUUUGCAAGAAAGGUGGCGACCCUAUGGAGGACACAGUCCGGUUGCUGAUGUCUUUGUUAGUCAGGCCUGUGGUGGGCGCUCUAGGCUCUUAUCAUCAAUAGCUUCUUCGCAAGAAAAGACACUUACAGUCAAAAUGAUGACGGGAGGGGCGACAUUAAUUUGUGACACUUCAGAGCAGCCGCUAUCCUCUCCAUUCGCCAUGUUUUGGUAGGCAGGACUCCGAUAAUAUGGUGGGUGUAAACGUCUACGCGGGCGCCAUGUUUCCGGAGACUCCGCACUGGGUGACGUCAUCAGGAAGCGCCACUGACGCCGGCGCCGGCUUUAAACGUUAAAACUGAGUCCGAGCGUCUGCGGGUUCGCUCCCUGGGAGCGGUCGGUACCGGUUGUGUGUCGGUGCAGGCCGCCAUGCUGUGUGACCGUCACGUGAUUUAGAUCCGGAGGCCGUGGUGCUGCCGUGUACUAUGGUGGAGAUGUGAGCGGCCGUUAAUGGACGGAUCUGGACCUGAGGUUGCUGACGCCCUCCCGGCAGAGGUCAUGGUACAGAGUCGAGAAGAAGAGAGUGCCCCUCCACCCGCCCUCCUUGGGGUCAGCGCUCCCAGCACCGGGGUCACCAUGCAGGAGUCGGUGGCCCCUCUCAUACAUCCUCUUUCGUCCCUGCCCAGUGACAGCCCCCAGAAGAGGGCACUCUCCUCUCUCCCAGCACCACCGGACGCUCUGCAGGCUACAACUGGUCCAACCCUUGCAGAUGGCAGUGAUAGAUGUUCGGUUGCUGAAGAUUCCUCUUGUGUCCCACAAACUCCGACCUCCAAGACCAGAUGUGAGACCCCGCUAGGACAGAGUCUCCUCAAUGUGUCUGAUCCAUCUCCAUGUAUUACUAGCAUAUUGCAGGACUCCUCCCCUAUUGGGACCCCUCGAAGUCCAACACCUGGAAAGAGGCCAAAGAAACGAGGCCGCAAGCCUAAAGCUAAGGUGCUGCGGAUGAAGAAGGCCCGGAAGUCUGUGACACCUCCUACACACCCUCCUGGCAGGAAGGGUCUUGGCAUAAUUCAGUCCCCGGUGAACACUGUGGCUCUGCCCAGUGACAGUCCCCAGAAGAGGGCGCUCUCCUCUCUCCCUCCACUACAGGACUCUCUGCAAUCUGCUACUGAUCCUUCUCUUCUGGACAUUGGGGAUAAAUCUUUUGCCCCUGAAGAUGCCCUCCUACAAACGCCCGUAAAGGUGCCAAAGAAACGAGGGCGCAAGUCUAAAGCUGAGCUUCUCCAGAUGAAGGCGGCUCAAGAGCUGUUGGCCCAAACCCAGGUGGAGAGCAGACAGAGCGACUCCGAGAACAUGGAGGUGGAGCUGACACAAAGUGGUCGUCCAAGGAGACGCGCUGCCAAAACGGCCAUGAAAUAUUUUCAGGAUCUGGCAGAUGAAUGGUCGUCAUCUGGACUGUCCUCUCCUAAAGUGGAGAAGAAGAUCCCGGAGGAGUCUGGGAAGAAGAGACGCCGGAAGAGGAAGGCAGACGACUCUGAUGACGAUGUGGACUUUGUGGUGUCAGAAGAUGUCCUGGAGCAGGAAAAAGAAGAGGUGGAGGAUGACCUGAGCGGGGAGGAGUCUGUCGGUGACCUCAGCUUCUACAGGACCAGCGUCUUUACUCCUGGAGAGAAGAUUCAUCCUGUAGUGAGAGGCAGUGCUGAGAAUGGACUCCACAAUUCCAUCAUGGUCCCGCUGUGGAGCUCUGCGCAGAUCACUAUGGACAUCCGUGAAGCUCAGUACUCAGAUUGGGAAUACCCCGAAUGGAUCCCACAGAGAAGCAGCUGGCACUUCCUAUCACACAGUGAGACUGAGAUGUAUCUCCCCCAGCAGAUGACCUCCCCUCCAUUCUGCAUCAGAAGAGAAGGUAUAAAGGAGGACUCUGACCCCCAUGUCCUUAACAGGUUCCAGUCUUUGCCCCCUCACCCUCAGCGCUUUGAUGGGACCUUUUUUGUGGGGGGCCCAGUGUGGUCUCUUGAUUGGUGCCCAACUUUGUGGGGUUCUAAUUCCUGCCAGUAUGUGGCGCUGUAUUGUCACCAUGGAAUGGACGAUCGGCACAAGCUCCAUGUUACACACACUGGACCAGCACUUCUACAAUUGUGGCACCUUGGAGUCCUGAGCCCAGAUAAAGGGGUGGACUCGGCAGCCUCCUUCUCCUAUGGUCUGGCAAUAGAUGACGGCUGCAUAUGGGACCUGAAGUUUUGUCCUAGUGGAGGGUGGGAGCCCCCUGGCACCCCAAGAAAGGGCACGGAGAUGGUGCGGCUCGGAAUCCUGGCAGUGGCGUUCUCCAGUGGCCAUGUACAGAUCUACAGUCUACCUCACCCAGAAGCCCUGAACUCCCAGCGGAAGAGCCAUGAAAAAGAUACCGGGGAGCUGACGAUCUGUAAGUAACUUCUUUGUGACGUGCGGAAAUGACCGGCGGCUGAAGUUUUGGGAUCUGCGGCGACUUCACGCUCCUGUAAACAAUAUCAGGCGGUUCCAGAGCACAGAGAUCACAUGGCUCCUGCCGUACUGUGGGGUCGCUGUGGCUCAGGAUAACUGCUACGCCUCACACGGCCUGUGCGGUAUUCACUACGUGGACUCCGGCUUCCUGGGCUACAAACCGUACUUUGCUACUCCGCGCAAGGGAACAGUGUGGAGCGUCUCGGGCUCGGACUGGCUGAGCUCCAUCACAUCGGGGGACCUCACCGGAGAAGUCAUGGUCAUCCUGCUGCCCAGUCUGAACGUCCAGUCCAUCAACGCCAAGAGACCGUCAGACCGCAGAUUUCCGAUCUAUAAGGUGGACUUCCAUUCCUGUGCUCCCCUGUUUACUGACAGCCCCGACACAGGUGACCCCACUGUGAACGGGCCCCUCGCGGACAGUCGUCACUGGGAACACUUUAAGCCGAAGUCAUUCCGCGCGGCGGCCGGACGCUUUAGUCUCCUGUUUCAGGACAUGGAUACGACGAACUUCCGUAACAUGAGCAGCCGGGAGCCCAUCAAGAGGAUGCAGGCCAACGAGCUGAAGGGCGAUCUGGACAUGGAGCGUGUGCAGCUGGAGGCCAUACACAAGGUCCGUUUCAAUCCCAACUUGGACUCGUACACGUGGAUUGUGUCAGGUGGUCACUCUGGUCUGGUCAGAGUCCACUGUGUACGAGGUUUGCUGUCAUCUGUGGCCCAGAAGAUGAUUCAGGAGAAGAGAGCGAAGUUCCAGGCCAUGUAUGAAGCGGUGGAGACGGUUGGGGAGUCUGAGUACAGCCCGGAGGUCCAGCAUUGUGUGGUGGAGGUCUAGAGACUGUAGACACCCGGACUGUAGACCCGUGGACUCUAUAGGCGAGACUCCUGCUGCGUCCUUGGCUUUCUUUUGUGAGAUUCCAUGUAAUGUCUGAUUUUAUUUGUUUUUAGCUUUUUUGGGCUUUUUAUCGGCUCUUGUGCCCAGAUGGGCCCUUACACAGCACUUCCACUGCCCUGGGCAUCCAUGUGAGCCGGAUGGAGUAGAAUCCUGCAGCUCUGCUCGUACACAUGUGAACAUGUACGAACACCCAGACCUGGGCAGUAAGGUCAGGGCCAUGUUAUCUCCUCAUCGCUCACAUUGAGCUCCUCGUGAGGCGACCUCCACUUCUUUAUUAAAAUUCUCCUAUUUUUUACAUGUGCUUUUAGCUUGAGGUGAGUUUGUUUA